This is a messenger RNA of Sycon ciliatum, 3033 nucleotides long. RefSeq lists its product as uncharacterized. The transcript is spliced from 8 exons. The record is from RefSeq and is a predicted model, not a curated record. Lineage: Eukaryota; Metazoa; Porifera; Calcarea; Leucosolenida; Sycettidae. The coding region runs from base 209 to 1792 and encodes 527 amino acids.
GCUCCUAUAUAUGGUGGAUUUGACGUUAUCGCAUAACCUCUAUACCGCUAUAUAACUAGGUCGCGAGGCAAGUCACACAAUCAACGGUUGGACGACUGAAGCAAAACAGGUUGCUUUGUCCUUGUUAUCGCUUCGACAGUUUGCUCCCCUUGCCCCACCUCGCAGCGAAUUUUCCUGAGAAGAAGAUCGAAAUCACGGCCGUCACGUCAUGGCUUCCAAUGGAAUGAUCCGACAAUGGUUUGCACUUGGAGUGCUGUUUGUGACGAUAUCAAAGGUCCAUGGCACACCCGUGACAAAGUUCUGCCCGGCUACGGAAACUUUGCUCACGUACGAGGUGCACGAGCCAAUGCCUUAUAACGACGCAGUAACAGCGUGUGCCAAACGUAAUGGGUCUAUUCUGGCAAGUGAAUUAGCUUGGAGACACCAAUGCCUUGGCACAAUGAUUUCCAACAUUGAGAAAGAAUACGAACAAAGUGGGGUCACCGUUUGGCUCAACUGCAAGACAGAUACCAUAACAUAUACGAAUUGCGAAGCACCAAUGGCUUCUGAUGGACAACGCUACAGCAGGGAUUCCAACCAUAGCUUUAUAUGCGCACGCACUGCGGGUGUCUUCUGCCAAGAAACUAAAUCUUUCAUCUUCUUUCAUGACAAUAGAUUGGGUGUAUAUUUCCGUGGAGUAGCAGUUUGCAAAAAAAAAGUUGGCUCAUCUUUGCCAAGUCCUGCGGCAUAUAACGCCGGCUGCGUUACAAGGCUUCUUGAUACUUUGGGGCAGGAUCCACUGUAUGCCAACAAACGAGUGUGGUUGGCGACAUCUCAAACGGACCUAGACCAGGACUUUGCAAAAACAUCCAAUGGUCAAAGACUUCCGGUCAACGACGAAAUAAAUAUCGCGUGUGAAACAAAGUUUCGACUGUUCUGUGAAACGUCCAAAACCGGCAUUUCGAUUUCCGGUACGGCCUACCAGGGAACAGAUGAUCAGAACAUACAAAGGCGGAGAUCUAUGUGUCCAAACAAUGAAGUGUUGACAUCGGACUCUGUACUUCAAUUCGGAUCAUGUCUGGAUGCUUUAUUCGCACGGUCCACACAUUGGAUGAAUGGGCUUGCCAAUCCUGUAUUUUGUACAACGAAAGACACCUUUGAUUGUGAUCCGGUCAACAAGCUUUAUUCCAUAAGGACCACUGGACAGAACUUCGAACAGGCACAGCAAACCUGUAGGGAGCAGAAGAUGAUUUUGCCGCGCCCACACCUGUGGAAAUGCUACCGAGAGUAUGUCAGAGAUGCGUUUUCCCCACGCAGGGACAAUGUCGCUUGGGUGAAUGUAAUUACAGGUGUUAAGGCACUUUCCACCAAUGGGCAGCAAUAUGAUCGACGUUAUGAGAAACUUACGAUCACGUUCUGUACCACAGGUUAUCAUGUCUGCUCCGGUGGGUAUAUCCAUUAUAUACCAAAAGAAAUUAAUGAGGCGACCGACUUGGCUUCCGCUUCCAUGAAAUGCACCAAGUUUGGAAUGCACUUGCCGCCCCACAGACAAAACUGCGAUCUGGGUUGUCUCUUACCACUGCAGUUCCGACUUCAUCUCGGCUACCAAUCCCAACAGGACUCCUUUUUUGGGAUGUGGCUGAACGAGGUGAAAUCGUGUGCUUAUAAUGCACAAGGGCAGUCAGUGAGUGACUUGUGUGCUGACCGGCUACAGCCCCAUGCCUUUAACGAAACGAACUCAGCGAGUUUAAUAUCAACGGACAGACAAAAUGCUGUUGGAAAUGUGUUUGUUUGUUUCACUGAACAUGAAUAAUGAAUGGUAUGACAGUCGGCACUGAAGGAGUGGAACAAUAUACGCCUGGCCUAAAAAUCGACUGCGGAACGUUUUCAGAAAUAUAGAGGCCAGAAACGCUCCCUGAUCGUAAUCGUGUUCUAUUUGGCCUGGCUUAAUUAAGUUUAUUAAAGAUACGUUACCCCAUAGGAUUGACAGAUGUCUUACUGUCGUUUAGGAGCUCUUUGAUUGAGGCAUUGCGGCUUUAUCCAUCGAGUUCAUUACCAUCUUCACUCCUAUUCUCUUGGGCGUUCUGUGUUUGUAGUUAUUUAAUGAAAUAAUGGUGGGCCCUAAAGGGUUAAUAUAAUUAUACAUUUAAUCGUACUUUGAAGCAGGAUUAACUUUCAAACGAUUAUUCGCUAAAACUGAACAGUGUUGGAUUGGCUUUUCCUCAAGUUUAACCCGAAAAAGCAAUGUUUGUAUAUAAUUAUUAUACAGCACAUUUUUUCUGCUGUUUUCUUUGUUAUUUCAGAAAGUUGUGGACAUCACGCAACUGCAUUGUAAAUAAAAGGGGGUUGUCAACAGACAACCGCUCUAUUUAGCUGCUAUUCACUCUUUAGAUGAAAAUUCUUGUAUUGAAAAGUUUCUUUGUUAUGUUACUAUAACAUGAACUCAGAUUCGUAGGGCAAAGUCUGAAAAUGUUCGAUUUCAGCGGGAGAUAGUUUGAUUAUUGCUCGUUUGUUUAUCACAAACCCUAUAUGACAAGCUUCUUACUGCCAGCCGCGUAGCAUUAAAGAGAAUAUUUUCGUUGGAUAGAAUGACCCACUCUUCUAUACAGUCAUACUAACUUGUACGCCCUUGAGAAACGCCUCAACUUCAAAACCUAUGUAUUUGUUUACCGCUGCCUGAAUGGACUUGCUAGUCCUCUUCUGCGAGACCGCUUUACCUUGCGCGCCCAUGGUGCUCGCACUGCAGCCACCACCCGUGGCCAAGUCUCUGCUGCUCUUGUUCUGCCCCCCGCUAACACCCGAUAUGGCUUUAGUGCAAUUUCUUAUUUGGGCGCUGCCAGGUGGAAUACACUUCCACCGGCUUGCCGCAUGUCUAGUUCACCAGCUGAAUUUCGCUCAUCCAUCAAAUUAUACCUAGGGUUCCCUGUAAAAAGGAGCUGACGCCUGUUGGGAAUUCCCUAGUAAAAGAAGAAUAAAUAAAUAAUAAUAAUCAUGUUUUAUCAACGAUUGAUAAAGUUAUUGUCUCCUCGUCGCCUAAUCAUGUUUUACUUCACC